Messenger RNA from Ctenocephalides felis (cat flea), 687 nucleotides. RefSeq names its product glycine-rich cell wall structural protein 2-like. The transcript has a single exon. Bases 1 to 687 code for a protein of 228 amino acids. The record is from RefSeq and is a predicted model, not a curated record. NCBI's taxonomy places the organism in Eukaryota, Metazoa, Arthropoda, Insecta, Siphonaptera, Pulicidae.
AUGAGAGAACGAAGAUCCUAUGAGCAAAACCAACAGUCCUCUUAUGGUGGUGGACAAAGUAUGGCGCAGAAUGGAAACGCAUCAUAUAUGAGUGGCGCAUCUAGAAGUGCAUCAGCACAUGGCGGCAGUGGAGCAGGCUAUGGGGCGAGUGCAGUAGACGGUUAUGGUGCAGGGGGAGGCGGAUACGGCAGUGGAGGCUAUGGAGGAGGCGGAGGCGGUGCUGGUUAUGGCGGAGGAUCAGAAGUUCGAGAGACCGCAGAAUACAAAUCAAGUUUUCAGGCAGGUUCUAAAGGAGGUGCAGGUUACGGAGCUGGAGGUUACGGUUCCGAUGCUAAUGCCGGAAGCGGGUAUGGUGCAGAAAGUAGCGGAUUUAGCUCUGAAAUGAAAGAGAGUAGUAACUUCAAAGGAGGCUAUGGAUCACAAUUCAAGGAGAGUGGUGGAUAUAAUAGUGGAGGCUAUGGUUAUGAUGGAAGCUCUUCUGGAUAUGGAGCUGGAUCCGGUUUUGCUGGAGGAAAUGGAAGUGCUGGCGGCGCGUUGGUCAACCGAGAUUUUGCUGGUCAAGGCAUCGCGGGACAAAAUGGAGGUGGCGGCGGCGGACAUCAGACGACAUACACAUGGUCUGCGACUUGGCAAGAAACGUAUGAAGGCGACGAUUUUGGGCCAUGUCAAACAAGCCUAAAUGAAUAA